AUGAAAGAGAAAAUUCGCUUGUUCCGUUUACCCCCUCCUGUAAAUAUUCCGAUAGUUUUUUUGAUUUUGUUUUUUCUACAUUUAAAAAGUGGAUCUGCUUUGCUCUCAAAAAGAGAUCCUUCAAUGCCCCAACAAGUUCAUUUGGCACUUACAGGCAAAGAGAAUGAAAUGAGUAUAACUUGGUUAACUCUUUAUGAUGCAAGUAUGUUUUGGAGCUCGAUCUAA
Molecule: messenger RNA, 225 nt
Organism: Meloidogyne enterolobii
Lineage: Eukaryota; Metazoa; Nematoda; Chromadorea; Rhabditida; Meloidogynidae
Source: the annotation of a GenBank genome assembly